Molecule: messenger RNA, 654 nt
Organism: Tarenaya hassleriana
Lineage: Eukaryota; Viridiplantae; Streptophyta; Magnoliopsida; Brassicales; Cleomaceae
Product: dirigent protein 5
Exons: 1
Coding region: 17-565 (182 amino acids)
Source: RefSeq, a predicted model, not a curated record
CAGGGUUUUUAAAAUUAUGGCACAUCAAAUGAAAUUAUUCCUCUUCUCGUUCCUCUUCCUCGUCCUGUCGCAAAACGUUUUAUCCGUCAGGAAACAAUUCAACCCGCCGCCAAAACCAUGCAAAAGAUUCGUCCUCUAUUACCACGACAUCAUGUUCGGAGUGGACGAUGUCCAAAACGCCACGUCAGCAGCCGUCACGAACCCCCCGGGUCUCGGGAACUUCAAGUUCGGGAAGCUCGUGAUCUUCGACGACCCCAUGACCAUGGAUCGCAACUACAUGUCCGAACCAGUGGCACGCGCGCAGGGGUUCUAUUUCUACGACAUGAAGAACGAUUACAACGCGUGGUUCGCAUACACUCUGGUCUUCAAUUCCACGCAGCACAAAGGCACGUUGAAUAUAAUGGGGGCAGAUUUGAUGAUGGAGAAGACACGUGACUUGUCCGUGGUCGGAGGAACAGGCGACUUCUUCAUGACACGUGGCAUUGCUACGUUCGAGACCGAUGAGUUCCAAGGCGCCAAGUAUUUCCGUGUCAAGAUGGACAUCAAGCUCUACGAAUGCUAUUAAGUAAUGUGAAAUGAAAUAACGAAACGAGACCUUUAUUGAACGUUGUAUUUGCAAUUCGGUCCAAAAUUUUAAGAUCCUUCAAGUUUUAA